Messenger RNA from Spirometra erinaceieuropaei, 1314 nucleotides. The record is from the annotation of a GenBank genome assembly. Lineage: Eukaryota; Metazoa; Platyhelminthes; Cestoda; Diphyllobothriidea; Diphyllobothriidae.
AUGAGCCUCCGUCUGCCUCACCGCCGGCGUGGGGGCAAAUUCGCCACCAUCAUCAGCGCCUACGCUCCGCCGAUGAGCUGCCCCGACGCCGCCGCAAGAGACAAAUUCUACGAGGAUCUGCACGCCCUCUUGGCGACUGUGUCGAAGACGGAAAAGUUUAUUGUCCUUGAUGACAUAAACGCCCGCGUCGGAACAGACCAUACUGCCUGGAGGGGAGUGCUGGGUCCCCACGGUCUCCGCGGCACCAAAGACAACGGCCUGCUGCUUCUUCGCACCUGCGCAGAACACCGCCUUAUCCUGACGAACACGUUCUUCUGUCUGCCGGAGCGAGAGAAGGCCACCUGGAGGCAUCCUCGGUCGCGUCAGUGGCACCUGCUGGACUAUGUCCUCGUCCGAAGGCGUGACCAGCGGGACGUGCUGGUGACGAAGGCGAUCGCGGGUGCUGACGGGUGGACCGACCAUCGCCUCGUCAUCUCGAAGAUGCGUAUUCGCCUACAGCCUCGCAGAAGACCACAAGGUAAGCGACCCCCAGGUAAGCUGAAUGUUGCCUUGUUGUCUUUGCCCGCACAUCACCUUCAUUUCAGCAAUGAGCUAGCUCAACGGCUAAACAACCUCCCCAUUGCCGAUGCUGCCGCUGCCGAGAACGCCUCCGUGGAGAACCGCUGGUGUCAACUGCGGAACACGGUCCAGUCGACGGCGCUCGCCGUCCUCGGUCGCGCUCCCCGUCAACACCAGGACUGGUUCGACGACAACGACGCCGCAAUCAGAAAUCUGCUUGCUGAGAAGAACCGCCUACACAAAGCCUACGUAGAUCACCCCACUGAGGACAACAAAGAUGUCUUCUACCGUAGUCGCCGACAGCUUCAGCAACAACUGCGCGAGAUGCAGGACGCCUGGACUGCUCGCAAAGCUGAGGAGAUCCAAUGCUACGCGGACCGCAACGAAUGGAAGAACUUCUUCUCUGCGAUCAAAGCGGUCUACGGUCCGCCAACGAAGGACACUGCUCCUCUCCUCAGCGCCGACAGCAGCACUCUCCUGACUGAAAAGACGCAAAUCCUACAGCGAUGGGCCGAGCACUUCCGAGGCGUCCUCAAACGCCCUUCCGUCAUCUCCGACGCCGCCAUCGCCCGCUUGCCGCAAGUGGCGACCAACGCGGAACUAGACCUCCCACCAACUCUCCGGGAAACUAUCAGGGCCGUGCAGCAGCUCUCUAGCCGGAAAGCACCCGGAUCGGACGCGAUCCCUGCUAAGGUCUACAAGCACGGAGGUCCCCUACUGAUGGAUCACCUGACUGCGCUCUUCCAGGAAAUGUGA